Molecule: messenger RNA, 2573 nt
Organism: Pseudocercospora fijiensis CIRAD86
Lineage: Eukaryota; Fungi; Ascomycota; Dothideomycetes; Mycosphaerellales; Mycosphaerellaceae
Exons: 1
Coding region: 218-1402 (394 amino acids)
Source: RefSeq, a predicted model, not a curated record
UGCCAUUAGCAUUAUUAUUUUGCACAAGAUCGUGCCAUAGAUCACAUUGCCCGCGGCUGGCACGCAGCAGCAAGCCGUGAGACGACACCGUCUCACCUGCAAAGUCAAACUGGCGUCGAUACAGUCGCCCUUGCGGCAAGGCUUGUGUUUGACUGCUGGACUGCGGUCUCGCGAGGCCAAUCCUGGGAGCAGAAGAAAAGGCAUAUUUCGCAACGUUAUGGUGGUGCGAAAACCCUCGCCGUCGUCACACUUCACCUCGACUGCGACGACCUCUUCCACCACCUCGUCUACCAGCACUUGCUCCUCCCUCAAGACUCUUUCGACCUUCACGUCAGACUGUGACGCCGACGACGAGGAAACCAUGUCGAAUGAGAACUACGCACCGUCUUCGCGGCCUCUAACAGUCGCAAUCCCCACUAUGGCUGCUCAAGGACCAUUCUGCCCGCGAAGACCGAACCUACGAGAGAUAUUGGCAAACGCUUCACCGCCGCCCUGGACGCUCGCCGCAUUCAUGGCCUAUUUGUCAAACAACCACUGCCUGGAGACGCUAGAAUUCACCAUGGAUGCCGGCAGAUAUAAAAAGCAUUAUGCGAAAAUGAUGUCAAGAGCGCAAGAAAAUGGCAUGCCGCCUGCGAAAGAUCGCGAGUACGUGCAGGCUCUGUGGCAGCGCCUGGUAGAGGCCUAUAUUCAGCCGAAUGGCUCGCGUGAAGUGAAUCUACCGUCAGAUGUGCGCGAUCCGAUAAUAGGACUCAAACCUGCGGCCAUGCCUCCUGCUCCAGAGACGCUGGACCCGGCUGUUGCCAAGAUCUACGAAUUGAUGGAGGAGUCUGUCCUCGUGCCCUUCCUGAACAGUGUCUAUCCUCAGACAGCCCACCCGACGAUGAACUCAUGUCCGUACGACACGUCUGACGACAGCCAUUCUAUGGUCUCGUCGAGAACGUACGAGGAUCGGAAUCUGUAUGCCAGGCGAUCACGACAACAAGGCCGCGCUUCACCGCCUAUAUCGGCAGUCGAGCCCCACGCGCUCUCCUACUCGCCCUCAGCUCGCUUUCGACAGUCAGCACCGCUGCCUCUGACAGCACCUUCGCACCGGACGCGAUUCUCAGUCAAACUCACACCAACCACAUCUUCACCUGCAGGGCCAAUGUCCGGUGCCGCAAUACCCGAAGGCUCGGAUACCACGCUGUCCGGAUCCACAAACGGCCAGGGCAUGACAGACGAUAGCGGAAGCACUAGCAGCCCUACGAACGACAGCCCCAUGACGCCGCCGACAAGUCCGCCAGUGAGCGAUGCGCCAAGUCCAAAGCGUGACUCCGGCAUGUGGAAGAAGCUCGGUCGACUAAGCGGCAUGAAGGCCGGCAAGAAGAAGAGUCAUGGUGGGCUCAAAACUGAAGACGAAUGAGUCGUAUUGCAGUCCGCAUUAUCAUCAAAAUUCAACGUUCUUUUGCGAUUGAUUGCCGCAGCCGCAUACCGUAGGCCUUCAGAACUUUGGACACGAGGCAGCACGAGACUUUUCCCACACGUCCAGAAUCCAACGAGGAACGAGUUUCGCUAAGCGAAGUACCUGCAUUGCUUCGGCGCAAAUCACGGGGAUUAAAGCGGAUACUUUUUGUUUGAUCCGUAGCACGAAUUAGUGACCUGGAUCCGGUCUGAACUGAUGCGCAUCUCCAUGAUGAGAUGGGCAUCGGAAUGAUGCUUUCUGCUUUCAAGAUGAAAAUGAUCUAGCGUUCUGGUCUACGCUCGCCAUCAAGAUAUGGCACGCUAAUCCAGACUUCUGGCGUUGGGGCACAGUAAAUCUCAGGCCGGUUUUUUUUUGACGGAAACAUGAUGGAUGGCAAGUGAUGGAUUUAUGCAUGAGAUGGAUAAUACUUCUAUCAGGACCAAGUUUGAUGACGAUGAAGGAAUGCAUAUCUUUAACCAUUCGAAUAGUUUGUACAUAUAUAUGCUGCUAUGGUGUGAUGGCGGGAUGGGGGAGGUACCUGAUGAAGAAGGCAUCUUUCUCACUUUCUAAAAACGACCUCAGAGAGACGCUUUUGUUACGCGCCAUCAAACGAAGAACUUUCACAACUCCAACUUCAACACCGCAUCUCGCACUUCUCCAUCUUCCUCGAAUGCUCCUCUUGGUGGUUACCUACCUUCUUUCAGACUCUGCACGACCUGCCUUACCUAGUCAGUUGAGUCAUGUGUGCUCCCGGGUCCCGAAAACAACCCAUCCAUUCUGCCGGCACAUUUUUGACAAGCACAUGUAUUAACCGUUCGUACUUAUUAUAUCCGGACGUGAUCUUCUAAAAAAAUUCAAAUUGAUUACUACGCAGGAACUGACCUGACUUCCGAGCUGGCCCGUACGAACGAUCGGACGAUAGUAGUUUGCUGGGCAAGGUGGGAGACCGAAGCACGAAUGAAAAUGAAUACAUGAGUCGUGGGAAUGAUGGAUCGAUUAGGUAUGAGCCGUGGUAUAGCGAGAAGUUUUUUUGUUUAGUUCGAUGUACUCCUUGCUCAGAGCAAGGAUUUGUUCUGGAAUCUUUCUUGUUGAUGACAAGGAUCGGUAGAAGACAGCAUCUUGUCAAUCCGAU